GUCAGACUGUGCCAUUGUUUUCUUCCGCAGGCUUGAGGGGUCACACCAGCCUCCGCGUUUCUUAGCAAUAAUUCGCAGUUCAGCCAUCUUUCCAUCCCCGACCUGGCGGCCAUAUAAUGAACGAGGACAUCCUUCCAUUUCCCCCGCUCUGCCUGGCCGCCGAGUAUCCGCGCGCGCCCAGAGAAGAGCGCCAUCUCCUCCAUCUCCCAGAAUGAGAAAGCGGACUACAAGCACCGCGAACCUCUCAGGCAACGCGGAACCAGGCGAACUCCGCAGAAGUACGCGUCUGGGAGCUAUAGCACCACUCGAGUGUGAGAGCAGAGAAAAGGAACAGGAACCUGGCGUAUUGUUUGCGGCUGGAGCCUCGCGGGGUCGAGCAAAACCCAGACACUCCUCCCCCUUUCUCGGACCUCCCUCGAAACGAAAGCAAGGCCAGGACGCUCCCGACCCCUCCAUUCCGGCGCAAGGUCCGCUACCUAUGAGUCGACCUCGAAAGACUCCUUACUCCGCUUCGGCGCCAGGUCUGCCACCUAUGAAGCGACCUCAAAAGACUCCUUACUCCGCUUCGGCGCCAGGUCUGCCACCUAUGAAGCGACCGCGAAAGACUGCUUUUCCCAAGGCAGAUAGCCUACGAGAAGACAUGAUCGCGUUCCAGAAACCCAGACACUCCUCCCCCUUUCUCGGACCUCCCUCGAAACGAAAGCAAGGCCAGGACGCCCCGGACCCCUCCAUUCCGGCGCAAGGUCCGCCACCUGCGAAGCGACCUCGAAAGUCUACUCAAGGCAGCGCAGAUGGUCAACCAGAAGAGACUGGGCCGAUAUUCCUUCCAGGCCCCUCUGGCCCGAUCUCUAACCGGAUAAAGCACAAGCAGCGGCCUCACGAGCGCUUUGAACCAAACGAGCAACCGGGAGCAGAGCUUUCGGAGGACGACAGCUCGCUGGAAGAGAUUUUGGUACAGCCAGCUGCUCCGGUCAAAGGAAGUUUUCUGCGCGAUUUCGACCAUGAAGUCCCUCAGACUAUUAAGGACCUCUGUCUCCAGCUACUCGAGAAGGACCAGACUGUGCCUCAGAACACCUUGUUCCGCGAUGACCUUUUCAGCAGACUUUGCGGGAAGAUACGAGAGGGGAACGAAGCGAUGAUUAUUCAAGACGUCACUCGCUUGAUUGUUCCAUCCGCGAUGAAUCUGGCUAUCUACGGCGAUACACAUCUCAAUAUCUUGAUAGAAAGUGUAAACGAAGCCUGGACCGAUUGCAUUCCCGUGGAGGGUCCUCGCCCACAACCGAACUAUGCCGUUGGGUUCAACCGAUCCGCAUUCACGGAGGAACACCUGGAAAAGCUCGGUGAACUUACUGGCGGCGUCUUCGACACCUCAUUCUCUGCUGCAAACCGCCGGAUGUAUUUUCCAUUCCUCACCUGCGAGGUCAAGUGUGGCUUUGGAGGGCUUGACAUUGCUGAUCGACAAAACGCUCACAGUAUGACCAUUGCCGUGAGGAGCGUUGUCGAGCUCUACAAAGCGGCGAAACAAGAAGAGGCGCUCGAUUGCGUAAUCCUCGCGUUCUCAGUAUCCCACGACCAUCGAUCGGUCCGCAUAUACGGUCACUACCCUGUGAUAGACGGGAAGGAAGUUUCAUACCAUCACCAUCUUAUCCACGAAUUCAGCUUCACGGUAUUAGAAGGGAAGAACAAGUGGAUUGCGUACAAGUUCAUCAAAAACGUCUACGAUGUUUGGAUGCCGGAUCACCUCAGACGAAUCCACUCAGCUAUCAACCGGCUGCCACCGAGUCGUGACUCUCUGGAAGAUGAAUCGCUGGAUCCUUCUAUUCCAGAAACUCCGACUCCAGAAAGGGCCACUCCAGACACUGCGGGCUCCCCCGAGUUGGGUCAAGGGGAAGCCAUGUGGUGGAACAAAAACUAG
Cladophialophora immunda is the source of this 1915-nucleotide messenger RNA. RefSeq lists its product as uncharacterized. The record is from RefSeq and is a predicted model, not a curated record. Lineage: Eukaryota; Fungi; Ascomycota; Eurotiomycetes; Chaetothyriales; Herpotrichiellaceae. The transcript is spliced from 4 exons. The coding region runs from base 212 to 1915 and encodes 567 amino acids.